This is a messenger RNA of Somion occarium, 2747 nucleotides long. The record is from the annotation of a GenBank genome assembly. Lineage: Eukaryota; Fungi; Basidiomycota; Agaricomycetes; Polyporales; Cerrenaceae.
AGAAUAACAAGAACAUAGCGUUAGAAAGACAUACCUCUAAUCUUAACCUUGCUUUGCUACCGAUAGAGGAGAGCGGAAAAACGCGGAAGCAAAUCGCGGUGUCAAAGAACAGAAAAAGCGCUGGCUGGAAAUCUUACGUAAGACAAUACGCGCGACGCGCUCACCCGCCCACCGCCGCGUCUUCCCCUCCGCACACGUCGCUUACAUCGGGGCGCGCAUUUCUCUUCCCUUCCUGCCUUCAACCACCACCAUCUCCUCGAAUUUUGCUGGGGGAUAACUCUUUUUCCGGAAGACGCGAAAGAACUAACCAUGACGACCCCAUCGUCGUCGACAACAACUCCAUCGCCGCAGCUGCGGUACAUGCAGUCUGGCGCGGCGAUCCCGCCCCAGACAGUCGCAACGAAUGGCAUAGAGACAAGCGACAGAGAGGAUAGGGAAAGGGCAGUACAGAAGUUCUUGGCGAGGGCUGAGCUAUCGAAGCUUACCCGUGGUCUACGAACGCGACUAACGUACGCCACCUAUAAAGCGACGCAUAAUCUGGCACACACCACGCUUCACGACCUCGAAGCAAAGACUGAGAAUCAACCAACGCUUUAUCGUACGCCAUCCGGAAGGAACAAUAAUUACUACAAUAACCCCGCUACUCAGGGAAACAGCGCCAUGAUUCCAGCUUCCACAUCCAGAACUACUCCUCGGAAGGGUACCAUGGCGCCACCUCCCCCUGUUACCGCAUCCGCUACCCAAAGCUUGUUUGCCUCCAUACUCGCACCGCCACCUGCCAAACGGGCGCGGACUAUUCACAAUCCUCAAGAUCCCCCUGUUCCCCCUCCUGCAAAACCAAAGCCAGCUUCGCCACCUAAGAAAACUCCAAAGGGAAAGGGCGCUGCUGCAAACGCCCAGCAAAAGCCCAAGACUCGAAAGGAUGACAAGGGUAAACGCAAGGAAUCCGGAGGCCGCGCGAUUAAUCGUGUUCCUUCCACAAGUUCUCAGAACGUAAUGGUAGAUGAAGAGAUGGACAUAAAAGCUGCUACCGCGCUCACAUCCUUACUGCGAUCUCGUCCAUCAAUGUCAGCCGCGACUUCAUCGCCACGGUCGAGUAUAUCUGCUACCUCUGAUCCAGGAUCAUUACAUUCCUUUCCCCAUUAUGCGCAGAGCUCGGCUAGGACAACCACCGCCCCUGCAUCGGGUUUAUCAUCGAAUGAGCACUCAUUCACUAUGCCCUAUGGGCGCUCGACCCCGCCUCCUAUGUCGCAGAUGCAAAGUCACGUUCGGGAUAGCGAUAUGCGGUUUCAUGGGAACAGUACACCUAAACCUCAGGGUCGUCCUCAAAGACGUCCCGGAGAGCCCUCGACGCCUCAAGCACCCAGUGAUACCGAGGCCGCUGAUCUGAUGUUAUUUUUGGCGACUUCUCCGUCGCCUGCACGGCUUUCGACCGCUAGAGACAAGGAGGCAAAGAAUAUGGGGUCCUUCCGUAGUCUCAGCGGGAACAACGCGUUGCAAGGACGCGUAUUGUUUUCCGGAGGAGAUGACCGACAAGGUCCUGGUCCCAGACCUCUCCGACGUGAUUACACGGGGAGCUUUAGUUCUACCCUGACGGUAGCUACUGAGCCUACGAGCGAGGCGGGAUACCACGCUGGAACCAGCGAAGACAGCAUCAUGCGUUCCCCUUCCCCUCCUAGCAAACCGCCAGGUCAGCAGCAUGACGAACCAAUGCAUUUGGACAUUCCUCAGAUGCCUACCAUCACGCCACCUACUCCGACUGAUCAGCCUCCCCAGCAUAUGCCGGCACCUCCACCUACGUCAACGAGUGCCGAAAUUAACACCGUGCAAAUAGAUCCUUCGUCUUCGACACAAGUUGCAUCUUCCGCAGACCAGAGACUCUCGAUGCCCGCUCCUCCAACGCCAGGCUUCAGUUAUCAUGAUUUCUUGAACGUAUCUCCCUCCCCUGCUGUGGCAUUAGGGUCCGCAUCACGCCUGACAGGACGAAACUCAGAGAUAGGAAGACGUUUAUUUGAAGAGCAUUCUGCGGUGCCUGGAAACUCUCGGGAUGGAAUGGCAGGUCACAGUUCACCUUUAGGCGCAGGCAUUGAUUUGGUCAAGAGCUGAGACCUCGCCGUCGGAUUCCUGUUAGUCUCCAUCAGUAUGGCAUCGCUACCCCCGGAUAUUCUUGGUUUCGUCUUCUCUCACUAUGAAAGCCCGGAAGAAUUUUACUCAAGAUGUACGACGCCAACGCAUAUUCCCCAGAUGUAGCACAAGCUGAUCGUCAACUGUCUCGCACUUUAGGGCCCCCAGUUAUUUAUCCGACCCCUUCUGAUUCCACGUAUACGCUCCGCAUCAUCCCUCACUCCCUUCCCGUGUCCCUUUGUCUCGCGACUUUGGAUCACGUUAAACCCUAACACUCACUCGUAUCAGUUCAAUGCUUAUUUAUUGGAUCAGUUGUAUUGGCCCAAGACGCUUGGACGGUUUUCAUUCAGUGUAGCCGGCCUCGUAUUUGUUUUCUUCUCAUUCCUUUCUGGCAUUUUUGGUGGCAUAUAUGCGUUCGUUGCUUCGAUCUUGUAUAUACUUUCGUAGUUUUCGCUGUUUUGGUGAUGUAGCGGGUAAUGCUCUAACGUCUUUUGUCGUCGCUUUCAUGAUCUCUCCUACUCUUACUCUUAACCAUUCAUCAUGACCUUUACGGCGAGCUCGUUUCUUUCCUACACACCAGUGUUGUACUAAUAUAUGGCAAACAGUCAAUGGUUUCCUUCUAU